Messenger RNA from Ambispora gerdemannii, 1028 nucleotides. Lineage: Eukaryota; Fungi; Glomeromycota; Glomeromycetes; Archaeosporales; Ambisporaceae. The record is from the annotation of a GenBank genome assembly.
ACGGUGAUUACGACGACUUCCUUGCGAUUCUUUACGCGCUUAAAUCCAAGGAGCUUGAUGUACGAGGCGUUACUUACCAAGGAGGUGGAUGGUCCCAUGCAGCUUCGGCCCAGAAUAUUGUUGAUAUCAUCGACGACAUUUAUCCUGGAAAGAACAUUCCUGUAAUACUUGGCGCUGAUUAUAGCCUCUAUGAAUCUGACAGAAACCCCAAUACUUUAGGUAGCCCAGGCUGUACUCACCAGAAAUCGGUCCCGGAAGGUGCAGGCGGAAGACGCGAUACUGAUUUGCUGUUCGGUCUCAAUCGAAAACUCAGACUGUCAAAGCGGAUAUGGUAUGACGCUAUUAAAGGAUUUAAUAUCACCAAAGACUUUUCUGACCUCAUCGACUCUACGAUUAAACAAACUGGCAAGAAACCUGUAAUCAUAGCAACGGGCCCAGUUACCAAUAUCGCUAAACUUCUACGUGCUUUUCCAACUUACACUACAAAAAUCGAACGAGUUUUCUGGAUGGCCGGUGCUUUAGAUAUCGCUGGAAAUAUGUAUAGCGUGCCAAAUAAUACUCGUGCCGAAUUUAAUGUUUAUCUUGACUGUGUUGCUGCUCAAGAAUUACUUGCCGCCACUGACCUGAAAAUCACUUUGAUACCCCUUGACUUUACAAAUAAAACACCGCUCAAUACUGCUUUUUUUAACAAACUUUCAGCCCUCACAAGUUUCUACGGAAAGUUUGCAUAUGAAUUUUUAUCCAUGAUUCGCGCGACAUGGUUGGGUGGUGAUCCUGGAUUUUUUAGUGGUUUUUUUCUCUGGGAUCCUAAAGCUGUUGCUGUCGUCAAAAAUGUUGGUAUCGCAAAGAUUGCACCAAAUCGCACCUUGGCUGUUACCUGUGAGGGAAACGUGGAUUACGAUGGUCAGUUCGUAGUUUCUCAAGUCUUGAUCAAAGCAAAUCUUCAAAUUGCCGUUGAGCCUAUUAUUAGUAACCCUGUUGACAACUCUCCAUUCUUCCAAGAUUUCAUCAAUGUUCUUAGAAAUUAA